AUGUAUAACUCGAGUACUCUAGCUGUUCGCGAGGAUCGAAUGAGAGGAGGGAGAAAUAAGUUUGGCUCCUACUACAAAAGGGAUCGAGCCCAACGAAUGCAGCGAAGUUCUUUAAAGGAUGGUGCAAUCGCAGAUUUGGCCGGUAUGGAACAAACCGUUACUAGUAGACCUGGUAUGAUGAGCUUAUUACUCAAACAGGAUACAUUUAGUUUCCAAAUCCAGAAGAUACAGUUUUUUCAGCACCGAGCCGGUGUACCUCCCGUGCCGGCCCCUAGACCACCACCAAUCACUCAGGAGAAUGAGGGCUUAGCUGGACUUCUCGGCUGUUCCAUAGACUUCCCAAACUACCGUAUCAAGCCGGAGCCAUUUGAGCCAACCACAACAUCUGAGUUCCAACAGCGGCUACCGUAUCAUGCUCAUCCAAUUGACGACGGAACGUUUCGUGACAGUCGUAUACUACCUGUAUGCUCAACACCAUCCGAAAAGCACGUGGGCAGUGAAUUCGAACGUUCAUCGUCGACACUUUCGAUCAUGCAUGACUCGCUGCCGGACGAUUCAAGGGUUGGGAUGCCGCAUGAGAUAGAUGAAGAAUAA
Strongylus vulgaris is the source of this 594-nucleotide messenger RNA. The record is from the annotation of a GenBank genome assembly. NCBI's taxonomy places the organism in Eukaryota, Metazoa, Nematoda, Chromadorea, Rhabditida, Strongylidae.